Molecule: messenger RNA, 1812 nt
Organism: Arachis duranensis
Lineage: Eukaryota; Viridiplantae; Streptophyta; Magnoliopsida; Fabales; Fabaceae
Exons: 5
Coding region: 357-1643 (428 amino acids)
Source: RefSeq, a predicted model, not a curated record
AAAGAUCCAUUCACAUUGAUUGUUGAGUUGGGUCCUCGUUUUUAAUUUUCACUUUUUCCAUGGUCAUACAGUUCCUAGAAACAUGUUAUGAGAAUUCUGGUGAUGCCACACACACACUUAUUAACUCUUGUGGUCAAGAAACAAACGCUUCCUUAAAUUAAAUUGCUUUCUUGAAAACAAAAACAAUUAACAUCGUGGGACUGUUGUGAUUUGGAAUUUGUGGGUUGCUGCACCUACUUCUGUGUUCAUCCUUCUUUGCUUUUAACAUUUUCUUUGACUUUUCUCUAGUUACUCCUUGGUUGGUUGGUGGUAACAAAGUUGAGGCAGGAAGAGACACUGUGAAAUUGAAAGCGGAAAUGGCUCAGAACGGAAGAGUGAUGCAAAAUUGUGUGUAUGCUUCUAAUCCCUACCAUGAAUGCACUGAAGCUUGUGUUCACAAGAGCAAGGACCCUAACUACAAGCCUCACAAGAACAGAAAGGGAUUUGAUUAUCGAAGAAGUGUUACUGAUGGUGAGCUUGGAAAAAAGAUGAAUGAAGAAAAACGCUCUCAAUCUGGUUGUCCUAAAGCAUCUAAUCCUUACCAUGUGUGUGAUGAAAAUUGCAACAAAAGAAGAGUGGCAGGAGCUGAUUCAGUUGCCAAUUCCUUAAGCUUUGGCAGGAAGAAGCAUGGAUCAAAACCAGAACUUCCUGUUCUUGACAGUGUUCCACCCUCGAAAAUUGGGGCUAUUUAUCUCUCUGAUGCUUCAUCACCCCUAUCAAGCUAUUCUGACUCUGGAAGGAAAAAGAUGGAAACAAAAAACAGUGAGAUAGUACCAGCUUCCGGAGAAAUACACGUCGCAGAUAUCAUGCCUGUUAAUCACAAAGUCCAACCGAAGGAUGAUGCUGAGGAAUUUGCCGACCCAAGACAGACAAAGAAAGAAGUGGACAAAAAUGGUUCAAACAAAGUUGUUCCAGUCACCUCUGUUGAUGAUACCGGGGGUCUUACUGCCUCAGCUGCUGCCAUGGACUUUGCUUUUUCUGCUACACACAAUGGUAAUGAAGAUAGUGAUGGAGAUGACACCGAGUCUGUGGUAUCUGAGUCCCGUGUUCCAGUUGGGAAGUACCAUGUCAAAGAGAGCUUUGCUCCCAUCCUGCUUUCCAUCUUUGAGAAGUAUGGAGACAUUGGAGAAACCUGCCACUUGGAAUCAGUUGUGAUGAGAUCAUAUUACAUUGAGUGUGUGUGUUUUCUUGUCCAAGAGUUGCAAUCUGCAUCAAUUAUGCAAUUAACAAAGUCCAAAGUCAAAGAGUUGAUGGCUAUUCUCAAGGAUGUAGAAUCUGCCCAACUUCGCGUUGCCUGGUUGCGUAGCAUACUCAAUGAAAUUGCUGAGAACAUUGAACACAUCAACGAGCAUCGCGCAGUGGAGGCAGAGAAGGCCAAAUCGAAUCACGAAGUGGAAUUGCUGAGGAAAGAGUUGGAGUCAGAAAUGGCAACUUUGGCUCAGAAAGAGCAAGAGGUAACUGAUCUUAAAACAAGAGUUGAGGAGAUGAGAGGGCGUUUGAGUGAGCUUGAGCUGAAGUCUUCUGAUCUGGACAAGAACAUGUCAUCUAUCAAGUCCAAGGUUGAUAAUUUGGAUAUCAAAUCCUUGCUAGAUCAACUAUUGUAAAUGCAAGAACUAAGAAAUUUGGUCUUUGAAGUGCACAUUUAGUAUUGAAUUGAUGGUUAACAGGGUAGGAUAUGUUACUGAAUAAACUAGCUUGGAGGUUACAUUUUCUAGCCAAGAUAGUAUUAAGUAGUAUGAAGAACAAUGAAUGCAUAUAAUGCAUAUUAACACA